AUGGGUUUUGAGGUGGCUGAUGAGGCCAAUGUGGGAAUUGUAAACUCUACCUCAGUGUCCUUGGUUCUGAUUGUCACUCAGGCUCUCGUGGUUUGUCCCACAGUGGUCUCGUCAGUCGCCUCUGCUCUGAUCUACACAAAAACAGUGGAUUCACCUGACAUCCAAGUAAUUGGAAGCUGCAAGCAAAGUGGUGAGAUGCUACAACCUCCUUUAGACAGGAGGCGUGAACUUACUCCAGUCCGGCAGGGCCAGAUCAAUGCCCCAGACUUGGUGGGCUACAGGGCCCGUUUCUCUGCUAGCAUUAUUUCUCCCACGCCACCACAAUCUGAAGAGAGUGAAAUGCAGUCUGCAAUGAAAGUGGCUUCAGAGCAUACACCCGGACGAAGAGGGAGGAAGCCAGGAAGAAAACGGAGACAGGAGCUCCUUCAGUCAGCUUUCAAACUGGCUGUGCAGAAUGCUGCGGCUUCUGCACCUAAAGGAGUUUUACCACUAAAAAUACCCAAAAAACGAGGACCAAAACCUGGAAGCAAGAGGAAGCCCCGUAUUCCACAAAAUCCUCCACCCAUCUCGCCCACCUUAAGCACUCCAGAGCCAGACACCAGCACUGUUCCUCAGGACGCAGCGACCGUUCCCACUUCAGCGAUCUCCCAAGCACUGACAGUUUGCAUUUAUGUCAACAAGCACGCCUGUGCUGGUCCGCAUCUUGACAAGAAGAAACUGCAGCAGCUCCCGGAUCAUUUUGGACCUGCCAGAGCUUCCAUGGUCCUGCAGCAGGCUGUCCAAGCAUGCAUUGAUUGCGCCUAUCAACAGAAGGCAGUCUUUUCCUGCCUGAAGCAAGGGCACGGUGGUGAACUGAUAUCAGCUUCCUUUGAUGGAGAACAGCACACCCUGAGUCUUCCAGCAGUCAACAGUAUUGUCUUCAUCCUGCGCUUCUUGGAGAACCUCUGCCACAGCCUGCACUGUGAUAAUCUCUUCAGCAGCCAACCCUUCACCAUAUACAAUGCAACCUCCCAGACCUCGGUGGAGUAUGAGAGCGACAGGAUGCAUGCAGAAACGGUGAUACCAGAGGAUGACCUCAUUGGAUCUGUGGAGAGCAGAUAUGGUGUGGAUUCCAUGGACUCUCCUCUCCACUCCAUGAACGCCCGCAGUCCAUCGAGGCGCAACUCUGGAGAGCACAGGAGUGCAGGGGCUGUUCCCUACAACUACCGCUCGCCCUACCAGUCCUCCAGUGGGCCCCCCUCUGCAGGCCUGCGACGGCUUCCAUCCAGCAUGGCUGGAGGAGGAAACUUUUAUGAGGGGAAGGAAAGUGGUAAUGCAGCAUCUAGUCCUGCCUCAGGCCCUGAACGUCACAUGCUUCCACAGGACACCCUCCGGUCACCCAUCAGACAUCCGUCUACCUGGAGUGUGGAGGAUGUAAUGCGUUUUGUCAGGGAAUCUGACCCUCAGGCAUUAGGUCCACAUGCUGAGCUCUUCAGAAAGCAUGAGAUUGAUGGCAAUGCUCUGAUCUUGCUGAAGAGUGACAUGAUAAUGAAGUACAUGGGACUGAAGCUGGGCCCAGCUCUGAAGCUCUGCUACCACAUUGAUAAACUGAAACAGGGCAAAUACUGA
This is a messenger RNA of Pristis pectinata (smalltooth sawfish), 1608 nucleotides long. It is a transcript of the gene scml4, whose product is annotated as Scm polycomb group protein like 4. Bases 1 to 1608 code for a protein of 535 amino acids. Gene Ontology annotation, molecular function: protein binding. The record is from RefSeq and is a predicted model, not a curated record. Lineage: Eukaryota; Metazoa; Chordata; Chondrichthyes; Rhinopristiformes; Pristidae. The transcript has 11 exons.